AUGUCACUGUAUCACAGCAGCGGCUACUUGGGAUACUUAUUCUCGAAGACGCCUUCAUCCGUAAUGAAGAGGCUGAAGUCUGUAUCUUUACACGUUGAUGUCAUGCGCGACAGUAUUAAUCAGCUGUGCUUUCCGUGUCCAACACAAGACUUGUUGCAUUCGGUUUGUCGUUUAGCCGAUUCACACUUCGAAACAUCCAUACAGGUUUGA
This is a messenger RNA of Gongylonema pulchrum, 210 nucleotides long. The record is from the annotation of a GenBank genome assembly. NCBI's taxonomy places the organism in Eukaryota, Metazoa, Nematoda, Chromadorea, Rhabditida, Gongylonematidae.